AUGCUUUCAUCAUCUGAUUGCUUCAUUACACCAUAUUACAAAAUUCCCGUCGACAAACAGGUGAAUGAUGAACUUUGGAAAACGGGGGACUGUACUUACAUCUCGCGACUAGACGAUGAGAAACAGAUGGGUGUCGAGAUUCAACUUCCAUUCAUUACAUACGUCAUGGAGGAAUAUAAGGAGCAAUUUACUAUAGUGCCCAUAUAUGUGGGUUUCGUGGAGUUCGAGAAUCUCCGCCGGUUCGCCAAAAAACUGAUCCCUUACUAUCAAGAUUCCAAAAAUUUGUUCAUCUUCUCCGUUAGUCUAACACAUUGGGACUUCGACAAGGGGGCAAUCGAGGCCCUAAAGAAACUUAACUUCAAGGCGUUUGACUACUAUCGCCUACUGAACAAAAUGGCAAUUCCCGAAUUCCCCGUUUGGGCCAUUUUCUUAUGGCUGGUCUCUCAGGUUCUAAUGGAGGACGAAUAUCGAGUCCGAUUACUCACUGAUGAAGAAUACGAGAAGGCCUUCCAGGAAACAGCUGAACUCAUCGUACAUGGUCAGUCUUGGUCGUUACCAUCUGUUACCCCUGAACGGAGUUGCAUUUCCUUCCUUUCGGCCUCAUUAAAACGGGAUCGUAAGAAAUGCCAAGAACCGCCUCCCGAGGAACCGAAUCCUCUUAACAAGUGUUGUUGA
This is a messenger RNA of Dibothriocephalus latus, 675 nucleotides long. NCBI's taxonomy places the organism in Eukaryota, Metazoa, Platyhelminthes, Cestoda, Diphyllobothriidea, Diphyllobothriidae. The record is from the annotation of a GenBank genome assembly.